UGAAAAUCUGUCGGUCGUCUCUGAGUCGCAUUUUGUCUGCUGCGCGCAAGCAGUGAAGUUGUCCGGUAAUUAAUUGUUCGCUCACACGCCUUCUAGAAUUCGCGUCAGCGUACAUAGCUCCAAAUAGAGAACGGAGUUCUUUGGGAGUUGGCAAGAAACGAAGUUUCUGAAGUUUGUAUAAACAUUGUGAAGGGUGAAAAUAUUUAGUCGGAGGAGUGAGUGAAAAGAGAGAAAAUAAAGAAACACAACUAGUGCUAUUUUGUGAAGUUGAAAAGGAGUUGUAAUUGCCUUUGUGGUGAUUCAAGUGGAAUAGAAUAGCUAAUAGAAGUGACUGGUGUGUGCACCUAUUUUCCAAGUUAUUCUCAAAGUUUAAGUGGAAACCAUAUCAAGUGAAAAUAAAACGAAGGAAUAAUAACGCGUUGAAGAGCAGUUGAAAAAUGGCUGUUCAAGUGGAUAGAUUGCUGUUAUCAGAAAUUGGACGUUCUAUAUCGUUGGACACAGCCACACGCCUAAGGGAAGCCGCCAUGAGCAAGCUAAUUCGCCAGGUAUCGAUCGAAUCCCCGGCCGCCAAGAUCAAAGACAGCGUGUUCAAUCUGGUGGUUCCGGUGCCGGACACGCCACCCAAUGGGGCCCGUAUUCUCGUGGUGUACGCUGGAGCAUGCUAUCGCAAAAAUCAGUCCACAUCGAUCUCGUCGAUCAGCAGUCAGCUGUCGGACACGGGUGAUAUUACCACAUCGCUGCAUAUGCUGGCGAAGCAGAUGCAGGGCGGUAUUUGUUCCAGUAUUAGUGAGGAGGGACCGGAUAGCGCCCCCAUGCAGGCCCAUCAGACCUCGAUCGCCAUUCAGCACAACCCGUCGGCCCACCAGGGAGUCCGGGAUGGUGCGCUUUUUCCAGGCUUCGAAGUCGCCGGCGUCAUCGAGUCGUUGGGCAGUGAACUGAAAGAAAACUGUGGUUUCAAGGUGGGCCAGCGUGUGGUUCUCUAUCCGUACGAGGGUGUCCCAGCCGGCUAUUCCGAGCUGAUGGUGGUCCCCGACCUUGAGUAUUUGAUUCCUAUACCCGACUCGCUUCCACUCGCGGUGGCCGCAACGCUACCCACCGGUGCAUUGCUGGCUCAGAGUGCCAUCAUUACGGCACACGCAAUCGUCGACGAUCUGCUCAAGAAACGACCAAACGAAAAGGUGAAAAUACUUAUUGUCGGCACUGGUGGGUUGGCCCUGUGGGCCAUCCGAAUUGCGGCGCAACACUUCUACACACCGGCCACCAAGGAUAAGAUUCAGAUUACGGUGGCUAGCCUGCGGGAUGAGGGAUUCGUGCUGGCGAGGAAAUGUGAAAGAGUCAACCUGGUACAGUGGAACGAAGACCUGUACGAGAAGCAGCUGAUCGAGCGCACCCAUGACGCCUGCGAUGGUCUCGUCGAUAUCGUAAUUGAUUUUGGCACAACUUCGCGCAGCUUGCACCGAUCGAUGCAAUGUCUCACUAAAGGGGGUCACGUAUUUAUCAGCGACGAAAUCGCCGAAAAGCUGCUGGCCAGAUUCUCCAAACGGGCGGAGGAUCGUGGUGUUUUCAUCGAAGUCGUUCCCACGGGCACAAUUGAACAGCUGCACCAACUAGUGAAGCUGGUAGCGACCGGUCAGAUUGAACCCCCACCAUAUUCAGUAUUCCCCUCGGAUCAGGCCGCCGAAGUGGUGCACAAGCUAGCUAGCUCGGAAAUUCCUGGACGUGCCAUAUUGAGAUUCCACGACAUCGAGUAAACAAAAGAAAAACAUCAGUAAGCGAGAACUAACCAACUUUCUUCUUCUCAUAGUCCUCUCAAACAAUAGAGAACACUUACCAUAAGUAAGUUAAACAAUUAGCGGGGAAAUUAUUGAUGAUGAAAGAGUGAAUUUAUUAGGUGUGCAAAAGCAUUGAAGCACUCGUCGUAUUUAGGCGCUUAUUCAUUUCCUCGUUUGAACUGUUUUUCCUGAUGCAGAAACUAAAUUAGGAAGAGCUAAAAAUCCUUACACAAAACUAGAAAAAAAAAAACAAUUCAAAAUUACAUUAAAAUUCAUGAAUGUAUGAUUUGCGUAAACGUAACGAUAAGCAAACAACUAAAUAGCAAUUACCUAAUCGAAAACAAUUGGAGUUUCAAAUCUUAUGAUUGAUUGAAAUCGAUUUUGUAUAGGAGGCAAGCGGCUUCUAAUUCACUUAUUUAUACGCGUUGGUAGCAUACACAAAAAUAUUACGCUGCAACAGAAAUCUACAGUGAAUUUAUUUCGAACCCUUACCCUUAGUAAGCAGCACACAAACACAAACCGGUGAUCAAACUUCAGGAGAUGUCCGGCAGACAGGCAAGACACAAACAUAUACAAAAUCAAUAACUAGGAUCAAAGAUUUUCGACUUAGGAUGAUGGAUCAGCGCACUAGUUUUAGACAUGACAACUCUAACCUAUUUUUGAGUAGUGAAAAAAGUAAAAACUUUUCUGAAUUUUAUUGAAGGAAUGUUCUCUAAACUCGAGGAUUUGAUGUACAAAACACAAAAAUAUGGUUUAACAUUACUCUACUGCUACUACUACUACACAAGAUGGGAGUUUGGUUCAUCAGGGAUAAAACUUAAUGAAGUGUGCGAAACGCCUAUCUGAACGUAGGGAAAGCCGUAUCGUCAGUCCGCUCCUCACCGUGUAUAAUUUAUCGUAGAGAGAAAAGCAGCGAUCGUUUGUUCGUUCAAAUACAAUAAUUGUAAUUCAGUUGUGAUAAGGUUUUCCCCCCUUACAGUGGUUUCUGGAAAUCCAAAGGAUUUCGGCUGCCGGUGGGGUGUGAACACGUUUGAUUUAGUCUUUUAGUUUCAGUUCAACCUCGUUUUAAAAAAUACUGUGAACGAUUCGAUUGAUGAGUACGCGAAAGGAGGCGCGUUCAUUGUGAACAGGAGAGGGAAGAAAGAAACAAACGAAAACAAAGGAGUAAGCAGAUGAAUUUGAUGAUGCGAUGUGCUUAGAAUAAUCUUAACUUAAUUAUAGCUUAAACAGACAAAGCAGAAGAUAAACAGAUAACAAUGUGUAUUAUUGAAUGAAAUAAAGAACUGUAUAGGAGUUUCAAAAAAAGGAA
Messenger RNA from Toxorhynchites rutilus septentrionalis, 3081 nucleotides. RefSeq lists its product as uncharacterized. NCBI's taxonomy places the organism in Eukaryota, Metazoa, Arthropoda, Insecta, Diptera, Culicidae. The record is from RefSeq and is a predicted model, not a curated record. The transcript is spliced from 4 exons. Gene Ontology annotation, molecular function: alcohol dehydrogenase (NADP+) activity. Gene Ontology annotation, biological process: alcohol metabolic process. Bases 438 to 1751 code for a protein of 437 amino acids.